AUGCCAUCCGUAUGAGCUUCUCUACGUUUUGGAACCAUCUCCCAUGAUUUAUUCAUUCAUGUCCUCUUAUGGGGACUCUGGUGAUCGAGAGUGAAUGACAUCAGGAUAACUCUUCCGCCGGAGAACAAGGACGUUGAUUAGUGAGCUGUCCGUAUUUUGCGUGAUAUUACUAUACCGCGAUAUCUUCUUUGCACUUCGUUCAGUUGAAGUCUUGUCUGGCUCCUUCUUCCUCAUCCGUCAUUGUGAUCAAAAAUGCCGGCUACAUCUUCCUCAACGCGCGGGUCCGCACCGCCGGCCCCAACACCCUCCAACCGUGUGCUAGUCGCGGCUCAGUCGCAAUGGCUAUUCACGGACGCGGAACUUUACCGGACACCCUCUAUCCUCGAUGGGAUGACGAUUGAAGCUGAACACACAAGCCGUAGCAAGGGGGUUAACUUUAUCACCCAGGUCGGAAUCCUGUUGAAGCUUCCACAGCUCACGCUCUGCACCGCGAGCGUCUAUCUCCACCGUUUCUUCAUGCGAUAUAGUAUGAAAGACCUUCCUCAGCGCCCAGGAAUGCACCCUUACUCGAUCGCCGCCACUGCUCUAUUCCUCGCUACCAAAGUCGAGGAGAACUGCCGCAAGAUGAAGGAGCUAAUCGUAGCCUGUUGUCGCAUCGCACAGAAGAAACCAAGCAUGGUGGUGGAUGAGCAGUCAAAAGAAUUUUGGAGGUGGCGCGAUACUAUUCUACACAAUGAAGACACGCUGCUUGAGGCCUUGUGUUUCGAUCUUCAGCUUGAGCAACCCUACCGCCUUCUCUACGACUUCCUUUGCUACUUCAAGGUACAGGAUAAGAAACGGCUUAGAAAUUCUGCCUGGGCUUUCCUUAACGAUUCUACAUACACGGUACUAUGUGUCCAAUUCCCCGCACGCACUAUAGCCGCAGCUGCACUUUAUGCGGCAGCAAGGCACUGCGAAGUUACAUUUGAAGAUGACUCUCUAAAUAGGCCUUGGUGGGAGCAAUUGGACGUUGAUCUCAAUGAGAUGAGAAGGGCAUGCAAUCGGAUGGCAGAUAUAUAUGAAUUUGUUGCCGUUCCCGUACCUGGGCAACAAUAUGUGCACCUCUCGACCCGUGACGACGAACCGACUGACAGGACAAGAACGGUCCACCACCCCAAGAGCGAGGGCAGUGUGGAUAUAAGCGCCGAGAAUAGUGUGUCCCCUGGUGAGAUCAAUGGGCGCAAACGUGAAAGAGAUAGCCAUUCCGGCUUUAGCCAACAUCCAAUAAGCGUUCCCCCAAAUGGCGCAGCAUCAGGGAACCAGGACCGUCAGCCUUUUCCCAAGCGUCAGCGCCGUGAAGGGAGCGACGCUGGCACUGAAACAUCCUCAUUCAACCAACCACAGCCAUCAUCAUCGCAGGUCUCAUUAACUCAAGGAGCUUCAAACCUUAACUUAGCAUCAAACCCAUCUUCGCAAACCACUAUCAGCGAUCCGUCCAGUCAGAGACUGUCAGAAAUGAACGGCCAUGGGCAUCCCAGGAAUGUCUCUCCUCCCAAAAGCAGAAUCCCGCAAGCGGCUCGCAUCCCUCUAAAUCAACAACGGCGACAACAUCCACUUCCUCCUCCACCCCCAGUUACUGUCCCUCCUCUUCCCCAUCAACACCCUCAGCCUCCUCGCCGUGGAAGCUAUGGCAACAAUCCACAACCACCAAAUAGACAACCGCCCCCCAGAGGCCCGCCGUCGGCGACCGGAUCCUCAGUGUUCCACCCACCACCACCGCCAUCAUCCAAUCCCCGAAAUGUUGACGAAUUACAGCAACGUAUUGAUGCUAUUAUCCAGCAAGGCAUGCCACCGGAAAACGAGCGGUCCCAUGAACCUAGAGGAGAUUAUUACUAUCGUCCAUCAUCAAAUGAAAGGGAGCGGGAUAGGGAUAGAUAUAGAGAAAGAGAUAUAGAUAGGAACGGAGAUCGUGAUAGAGAUAGGUAUAGGGACAACGACGGUGACAGAGACAGAGCAAGAGAAAAAGGGCGCGAUCAUGAUCAUAACCGUUCAAGGAGACACUCAUCAGAGACAUCAGGAUCCGCAGCCAUGUCCGCGUCUCUCUCUGCGCCCUCUUUAUCUGGAACACUCCCACAUCCGCAUCCGCCACCGGCACCACCGUCGUCUCUGAUUCCACCAGCUCCCGCUUCUGGGGCACGUCGUGACAUCGAGCAGGAUCAACAUAAACGCGAUGUAGUAGAAACGAAUACCGCUGCACCGCAGGAGAACGAUAACAAAGUCAACGAGCCUGAUGAUGGCGGUGGGAGCGAGGAAGGGGAGGUUUAAAAUAGCGGCUGUUCCCUCUUUUCCAACAGCACCCCCUUUCAGUCUCCGAGGGAUGAAGGGUGGCUGGCGAAAUGGAUGGCAUUAUUAUUGGCAAUCAGACAUUCAUGCGUUCAGCGGCACCAGUCACACUAACCUGGUUUGAUUAUACAAUCAAUACCCGUUGAAAAACAUCACCAUUUUUGGUGCUGCCAUCAUAAUUAACAAUUACUUAAGGCUCGUCUGUGAACAGCAGCCUCCACCGCUUCCCUCAACCUGAUAGCAUUAUAAACUGAGAAAGGAAACGAGGCCUAGGCCCUUUUUUCGAACCCGGAUCUCAAUCUACAUGUACUGAUACCAUCUUUCUCAGGGAGCCCACAUAUGUAUAUAUAUAUAUAUAUAUAUUUAGCGAACAAGAUAUUUCGCUAUAUGCCUUCCUUAUGUACACGUACAUAUCCACUCCAUGCGAUAGAUAGUCAAUAAAAAAGAAGAAAAAGGCUCUUCAGAAAAGUUAAGAGGACCAAUCUUGGUUCUUGUCGGAUUGCCUCCCUUGCGGGCCGACCGCUUCCGCCUGCGGCCGCCGAUCCACGUGAUCGGCGAUCGCAAGCUCCCUAUAAAAAAGGCCACGUAGCAGCUGCCUUCUCAUAAUACAACCAACUACUCUAAGAACUCCUCCAUCAGUUCUAUGGAAGGCAAACGGUAUGGAGUGAAACUAAUUAGUAGAUAGAAUAAAAACAACCAACGGCUGAUCUCGCGGCAAGGUUUACCUUUCCUUAAAAUAUCCUCUUGCUCUCGCACACUUUUCGGGAUCCUAUAUUAGAUCUGAAUUGCUUGUUAGAUACAUGGGAGCCAAAAACAGCAGACAAAGGAACGAAUCUCUUUCUCACGCGAGUUAACGUUUCCCCGAAAAGUUGAGUCAAUUAGAGGGAGGAGGAGGUUUCUUCUAUAAUUAAAUCAAUCAAUAAGGGUAAAAAAGGAAGGAGGGCGGGGACAGGGGCCCGAAAACGGAUCCGGAAAUCUGUCGGAUUUACAUCUAGCCUACUUACGAAACCGGGGAAUUUUUCGAUUCGAUCCAACUUUGUUAGUGAAUUAUGGUAAAAAAAAAUCGAAAAAAAAAUCGAAAAAAAUGGGGAAAAAAAUUUAUCGGACUGUACCGGAAGGGGUGAUUAGAAGGGUCACAUAUGUAGGAAUAUCUAUAUGUGAUGAAAACGGAUAGGAAAGGGAGAAAGGGUAGAAGGGGGAAGAAGACCAGUUGGAGAGAGGAGGGAAUUUAGAUUGUUAUUUUGGGUUUUGUUUCGGAAUCGCUUCCAAUGAAGUUUAAACGAUGUUUUUCUCUGUUCCUUUUUUCCAUUUGCUUUGCGCCCCCAAGGAAAUGAUCAUACUAAAUAAUGAAAAUACAGGUAGAAGACUAUCAAAAGAGUACAAUCGAUAGCUGACAAAGGGAUAGAUAGAAAGUAAUAACAAUGGUUCGAGAGCGA
Messenger RNA from Blastomyces dermatitidis ER-3, 3758 nucleotides. Its product is annotated as cyclin. Gene Ontology annotation, cellular component: cyclin/CDK positive transcription elongation factor complex; nucleus. The coding region runs from base 253 to 2304 and encodes 683 amino acids. The transcript has a single exon. Gene Ontology annotation, molecular function: cyclin-dependent protein serine/threonine kinase activator activity. NCBI's taxonomy places the organism in Eukaryota, Fungi, Ascomycota, Eurotiomycetes, Onygenales, Ajellomycetaceae. The record is from RefSeq and is a predicted model, not a curated record. Gene Ontology annotation, biological process: positive regulation of DNA-templated transcription, elongation; regulation of transcription by RNA polymerase II.